Messenger RNA from Drosophila subobscura, 3526 nucleotides. It is a transcript of the gene ksr, whose product is annotated as kinase suppressor of Ras 1. Lineage: Eukaryota; Metazoa; Arthropoda; Insecta; Diptera; Drosophilidae. Gene Ontology annotation, biological process: protein phosphorylation. The transcript has a single exon. Gene Ontology annotation, molecular function: protein kinase activity; ATP binding. The record is from RefSeq and is a predicted model, not a curated record. Bases 281 to 3319 code for a protein of 1012 amino acids.
CGCAGUCACACUGUGGUGUAGAGAAAUUUCGUGAGCGCAGCAACAACAGCAGAAACUAUAAAAAUUAUCGCAUUUUUCGCAUAGGCAAUGGUGUCUAGAGCUGCGGGCGUGUGAGUGUGAGCGCCGGAACAACGACAACGAACCAGAAGGUUGACAAAAACGCUACAGAAUGUGGAGCAAAGCUUCAGAAAAUCGUGCCAUCAUCCAAUCUCAGUGAGUGCGCGUCUGAAAAAAUCAAUCGGCGAGUUUUGUUGCAGGGCGGCCGUAGGACAACAACAAAAUGAGCAGCGCCGCCCAGCUGACGACGUCGGGAGUCAGCAACAACAAUGCCACUGACUCCAGCUCGAAUGCCAAUGCCAACGAGUCCGGGUCCAGCGACAGCAACCUAAUCAUUAUUCAGGACAUGAUUGAUCUCUCGGCCAACCAUUUGGAGGGUCUGCGCACCCAGUGCGCCACCAGUUCGAUGCUGACGCAACAGGAGAUACGCUGCCUGGAGUCCAAGCUGGUGCGCUACUUCUCCGAGCUGCUGCUGACCAAGAUACGGCUCAACGAACGCAUCCCGGCCAACGGGCUCCUGCCCCAUGCCACGGGCAACGAGCUGAAGCAAUGGCUGCGCGUGGUUGGCCUCAGCCAGGAGUCGCUGAGUGUGUGUCUGACCAGGCUGACGACCCUGGAGCAGACGCUGCAGCUCAGCGAUGAGGAGCUCAAGCAUAUGCUGGCCGAGAACCCCAACCAGCGGGAGGAGGAGCUGCGUCGCCUGACCAGGGCCAUGCAGAAUCUCCGCAAGUGCAUGGACACGCUGGAGGCCAAUACGGCCAGCAACAAUGACCCGGAGCAAUGGCACUGGGACUCCUGGGACCGACCCAUACACGUCCAUAGGGGUAGUGUGGGGAAUAUUGGCUUGGGCCUGGGCCUGAACACCGCCUCCCCGCGGGCCCAUCACCGACAGCAUGGCCCUAAGGGGAAGAGUGGCGGCAACGCCCCCUCCAACUCGCGCAGUGGCCGCCAAUCGCCCACAUCGAUGGCAGCGACGGCAACGGAGGAUAUGACUGGCAGCACGCAGGGUUCCCAAAUGACUCUAACGCUGACGCCGUCGCCGCCCAACUCUCCCUUCACACCCUCCAGUGGGACGGCAGUGAGCAGCAGUCUGAAUGGCACACCGCAGAGGAGUCGCGGCAGUGGCACCCCACCGCCAGCCAGGAAGCACAAGACGACGCUGUUCAAUCAGGCGGCGGGGGAUGGCGAGCCGCCGGCGCCUCCGCGCAACCGACUGCCCACAGACCCCAGUCCGGAUAGCCACAGUUCGGCCAGUUCGGAAAUAUUUGGCGAGAACAGCAAUAGCAAUCCAUUGGCUUCCAUUGGGAACUCAUCGAAUGUCCUGCUGGUGCCCAGCUCCCCCAGCGUGGGCCCCGUCGGGAUGGGACACACCAUUAAGCAUCGGUUUACGAAAGUGCUUGGGUUCAUGGCCACCUGCACACUGUGCCAAAAACAGGUCUUCUCCAGGUGUCUCAAGUGCACCUACUGCAAGUUCAUUUGCCACAAAAGCUGUGCCCCCCACGUGCCACCCUCGUGCGGCCUGCCACCCGAAUAUGUGGAAGAGUUUCGUCACAUCAAGGAGCAGCAGGGCGGCUACUCCACCCUGCCGCAUAUGCAUGGCUCGAGCAAGGGAUCGCCCCUGGUGAAGAAGAGCACCCUGCACAAGCCACUGCAGCAGCAUCAUGGCGACAGCAGUUCGCCCAGUUCCAGCUGCACCAACUCCACGCCCAGCAGUCCGGCUCUGUUCAAUCAGCGCGAACGGGAAAGGGAGCAUCAGGACCAGGCUGGCAGCUAUGGCGGCUCUUCGGCCGGAGGCGGCAGCAGUUCCAGUGCCAAUCUCCUGCUUACGCCCUCCCUAACCAAGCACCAUCAGCAGCAGAGUCAAUUCAACUUCCCCAACGUGACCAUCACUAGCAGCAGCGGUGCUGGCAGCGGCGGAAACGGCGGCAGUGCCUCGCACAAUGUGCAAACUCUCAUCUCUAACGAGAAUCUGUCGGAGUACCAGGCGGCUCCCCCUUCGGUGGCAAACAGCAUGAACGGAGGGGGAUUAAUUGACAGCCUGGUGAACAGCUCCAAUGGUCACAUCAGCUCGCUCAUCAACAGCCAAGUGUCGAACGUGUCGAAUGCCUCAAAUGCCACAAGCAGCCUCGUGAACUCCACGACCACAAGCACUACGAGCAGCUUCUUUCCACGCAAACUGAGCACAGCGGGCGUCGACAAGCGGACGCCCUUCACCAGCGAGUACACGGACACCCACAAGUCGAACGACAGCGAUAAGACCGUGUCGCUGACGGGCAGUGCCAGCACAGACUCGGAUCGGACACCUGUGCGCCUGGACUCCACGGAGGAUGGGGACUCGGGCCAGUGGCGACAGAACUCCAUUUCACUCAAGGAGUGGGACAUACCCUAUGGCGAUCUGCGGCUGUUGGAGCGAAUUGGACAGGGACGCUUUGGCACCGUGCAUCGAGCACUGUGGCACGGCGAUGUGGCGGUGAAGCUGCUCAACGAGGACUACCUGCAGGACGAGCAUAUGCUGGAGACGUUUCGCAACGAGGUGGCCAACUUCAAGAAGACGCGACACGAGAAUCUGGUGCUCUUCAUGGGCGCCUGCAUGAAUCCGCCGUACCUGGCCAUUGUCACAUCGCUGUGCAAGGGCAACACCCUCUUCACGUACAUCCAUCAGCGGCGUGAGAAGUUCGCCAUGAAUCGGACGCUGGUGAUUGCCCAGCAAAUCGCUCAGGGCAUGGGCUAUCUGCACGCACGGGACAUCAUACACAAGGAUCUGCGCACCAAGAACAUAUUCAUUGAGAACGGCAAGGUGAUCAUCACGGACUUUGGCCUGUUCAGCUCCACCAAACUGCUGUACUGUGAUAUAGGCUUAGGAGUACCCCACAACUGGUUGUGCUACUUGGCCCCGGAGCUGAUACGCGCCCUCAUGCCCGAGAAGCCCAAGGGCGAGUGCCUGCAGUUCACCUACUACUCGGACGUGUACUCGUUCGGCACCGUCUGGUAUGAGCUGAUUUGCGGCGAGUUUACGUUCAAGGACCAGCCGGCCGAAUCGAUUAUCUGGCAGGUGGGACGCGGCAUGAAGCAGUCGCUGGCCAAUCUCCAGUCCGGCCGCGAGGUCAAGGAUCUCCUAAUGCUGUGCUGGGCCUACGAGAAGGAGCAACGGCCCCGGUUUGCCCAACUCCUGUACAAGCUGGAGCAAUUGCCGAAGAAGCGACUGGCAAGGAGUCCCUCGCAUCCCGUCAAUCUUUCCCGCUCCGCGGAGUCUGUCUUCUGAGGUGCACCAACAACAGCUGCUUGGGCUCUAUUAACUAUUAACUAUUACAAAUUGCAACUACUACGAGUAUCUAGUACAAUGUUCAAUGUAAGCUGAUGCUGCUGCUGCUGCUGCUGUAUAAAACCAAUGUCAAAUGUCUGUCUCGCCCACUCCUUUGCGUGAAUGUAUCCUCCUCUAUACAAGGACUCCUCCACUCUUAAACAAGUU